Molecule: messenger RNA, 5701 nt
Organism: Nycticebus coucang (slow loris)
Lineage: Eukaryota; Metazoa; Chordata; Mammalia; Primates; Lorisidae
Gene: RIC3
Product: RIC3 acetylcholine receptor chaperone
Exons: 6
Coding region: 63-1169 (368 amino acids)
Biological process (GO): protein localization to cell surface; synaptic transmission, cholinergic
Cellular component (GO): intracellular membrane-bounded organelle; neuron projection; neuronal cell body
Source: RefSeq, a predicted model, not a curated record
GCACGCACUGCGGUUCCGGUUCCGGUUCCCGCGAGAAUCUGGACCUGCACCUCUGAACAACUAUGGCGUAUUCCACCGUACAGAGAGUGGCCUUGGCCUCGGGGCUUGUCCUGGCUGUGUCGCUGCUACUGCCUAAGGCCUUCCUGUCCCGCGGGAAGCGGCAGGAGCCGCCGCCCGCACCCGAAGGAAAGUUGGGCCGGUUUCCACCUAUGAUGCACCAUCACCAGGCACCCUCAGACGGCCAGAUCCCUGGGGCUCGUUUCCAGAGAUCCCACCUUGCAGAGGCAUUUGCCAAGGCCAAAGGAUCAGGUGGAGGUUCUGGAGGAGGAGGUGGUGGAAGAAGCCUGAUGGGGCAGAUUAUUCCCAUCUAUGGAUUUGGAAUCUUUUUAUAUAUACUGUACAUUCUGUUUAAGCUCUCAAAGGGGAAAACAACUGCAGAGGAUCGGAAAUGCUCUACUGCCAUACCAGGGAACACCCACAGGAAAAUUACCAAUUUUGAGCUUGCUCAACUGCAAGAAAAACUAAAGGAGACAGAGGAAGCCAUGGAAAAAUUAAUCAGCAGAGUGGGACCGAAUGGGGAGAGAGCACAGACUGUGACUUCUGACCAAGAGAAACGUUUGCUACAUCAGCUUCGAGAAAUCACCAGAGUCAUGAAAGAAGGAAAAUUCAUUGACAGGACCUCUCCAGAGAAAGAAGCUGAGGAGGCACCUUACAUGGAAGACUGGGAAGGUUACCCUGAAGAAACUUAUCCAAUUUAUGACCUUUCAAACUGUAUCAAGCAUAGGCAAGAAACAAUCCUGGUGGAUUAUCCUGACCCAAAAGAGCCUUCUGCUGAAGAAAUAGCUGAAAGAAUGGGAGUGAGAGAAGAGGAAGAAUCAGGCCAUUUGGGUUGGGGAAGUCUGCCCACUGACCCCAGAAUCCAGGAAGAAAAUUCUGUUACCUCAAGUGACCCUAACCGAGAAACACAUUCCUGCUGUUUUCAUGAAGAAGAGGAUCCUGCUGUCUUGGCAGAGAAUGCUGGAUUUAAUGCAGAUAGCUACCAUGAGCAAGAGGAAACCACCAAAGAAGAGUGGUCCCAAGACUUUAGAGAGGAAAGGCUAGGUUUCAAUGCUAAUAAACUAUUUACAGGUAGCAUGUUGAGAAGGCGUAACCCCCAAGGUUUAGAGUGAAAACAGUGAGUCUGGGGAAGUAUCCCUUACUCUAGUCCUCAAGGUGACCUUUCUCUCCUCAGAUUUCUUCCUUGGCCCUAUACCCUAUACUUCUCUGUGUUCGGAUGUCAUCACUAUCAGGCCACUACUAUGGAUAUCGUGUGUCUUUCCUGGUACUCACACACCGGUCACUGCGUAAAACAUGGACAUUAGUGUCAUCACAUGACAGCUUCACUCUUUCUCUUCCUACUUUCCCCCAUCAGAGAAGUUGAUCCAUUGACUAAUUAUAUUUGGUCUGUAGUAAUUUCAGAUGGGACUGUUGGGGCAAAGGUCCAACUUUUCCUGCUAGGUGGACAGAUGGUUUACUUGUGAACAAACUCAGCUUGCAGACAAUGAGGACUUAAGGUUGCAAGAGUGAAGAUUUCAGUUGUUAUUCUUUGGGCUUUAAGCAGGUUAGUGAUCCCCUGGGGAGAAGAGGACAUUUUAUUUGUGGGGAUGAUGGGCCCAGUGCAGGGUAAGACUGAGCUGAGCUAGAGAUUCUUUCUUGCAGUGAAGGUCUUCCUAGGAGCACUGAUGGCUGUCUGAGACAUCCUCUUUCUCCAGAGUCCAGAGGCCUGUAUGGGGGCUAUUUGGCUCUGAUACUGCCUAGAUCUCUAAUUUUCUUUACCUUGUCCUGCUUAACAGAACUGUUGAACCUAGAAGUACCUUUGCAUCUCUGUCUUUAGUGGCCAGAGGGAGUUUUAGAUACAGCCUUUAGUCCCUGUCCUGCAAAGCCAAGAUUUGAAGCUAUUGAAACUAGACGAAGGUGUGCCCAAGGUUGUCUUGCCCCAAGGGGCACAGAGGGCCAGGGAGCCAGCAGUAGGGGUAAGAACCUAUAUACUUAUGGACAGUCCUUGCCUAGAAGCUGUUUCUGAACGUUGUGCCCUUUGGGAAAUUUGUUGUAAAAGCCAUAUGAAUUGAAACAGAAAUAACUGAACUUCUAUACAACAGGAAAGAACCAAUAUGUCAAUGCCAGGAGAAAAGACCAUACGUUCUAUAUUCAGGUAUCUGGGUCCUUUGAGAGAGCUUGAGAAAGUAGCAAAUAGAUUAGGACUAGGAAGAUUUUGACCAAACUAUGGGCCUCUUCUCCAAAAUUGUCAUCUGCCAUGCAUCUUCUUAAGACAAGAUGGUAUUCAUAAUUCUAACCUGAAGGAUGUGUGAGUUCAGAGUUUACACUUAAGACCUGAGUGUUUGAAGAGAGCACAUUCUUAAGGACAUUCUCUGUCAUGAAAUGUGAAAAACUGAAAAAUUAAGAAAUCAUGUUAAAGGUAGAUAGGGCUGUUAGAGUUCCAUUGUGUGUGCCAUGAGUAAGAUGCCAGGAAAAUAGUUAAAAUCUGCUAUUCAGAUCAUAGUGAGAUAAUCUGUUAGCUACUACCAGGCACUUCUUUUUUUUUUUUUUUUUUGUAGAGACAGAGUCUCACUGUACCGCCCUAGGGUAGAGUGCUGUGGCGUCACACGGCUCACAGCAACCUCUAACUCCUGGGCUUACGCUAUUCUCUUGCCUCAGCCUCCCGAGCAGCUGGGACUACAGGCGCACACCACAACGCCCGGCUAUUUUUUUGUUGCAGUUUGGCCAGGGCUGGGUUUGAACCCACCACCCUCGGCAUAUGGGGCCGGUGCCCUACUCACUGAGCCACAGGCGCUGCCCAUACCAGGCACUUCUUAAGUGAACUACAGAGAAAAGUUGCUGAAGAUUGAGUUUAUAGAAAGUAAAUUAUCUCUUUGUAGAAUAUUUUGAUUUACAUUGUAAAGAAUGCAGUUUAAAAUGUACUGAAGACAAUCUAGAUAUAAUAUACACUAAAGGUAAAUAAUAAUAUAGGUGCUUUUUAUUGUUUCCAUAAGUUGUUUAUUGUGUAUGGUUUAUUAUUUCCAUAGGUUGUUUUCUGUGUUAUUUCCCUUCAUUUACAAUGAGGGAUUGAUUUCUAAGGAAGCCCUGAGUCCCUGGCUUAAAUUUCUUUUUUGCCUUAGGAUACAGUACCAUUAUUAGAGAUAAGUCCUUCGGUUUCCAUCUAGCUUAUUUGUUUGUUUGUUCAUUUAGCAGACAGCUACAAUAUGCUAGGUGCUAGAAACACAAAUCCUAAUUUCUACACUUACAAAACUCAGUUUCACAUGAGAGCCUGAUAGAUAAAUGAACUAUGAAGAGGGUUGAGGAUCGUGAAUUCUGCAGGCAGAGAAAUGUGGAUAAUGCCCUGUCCCAGUGUAUUCUAGCUUUAGGAUCUUGGGUUAGUUCCUUAACUGGUCUUGAGCCUUGGCUUCCUCAAUCACUUAUAAAAUAUGGGUAACCAAAGUCCAGGUCUCACAGGUUGUUAUAAGGAUUAAAUAAGGGUAUGUGAAAUGGCAUAGGUUCUAGCUCGUAUGUGAUAAGCACUCAAGUGCUACUUUUAUGAGACGAGGGUCUAUCCUGUAAUUGAGAUAUGAACCCAGGAACAUGAAGGAAAGAAAAAUUAUUUUUGCCAGACUACUUCCAAGAGAAGGUGGGCCAUGAGGGGUGCUAAGAACUUCUCCAGGUGGACAAGGAAGAAAAAGAAUAUUUUUGGCAGGAAGAAUGGUGAUGGAGGCUUGAUCCCUAUAGCACAGUGGUUAUGACACCAGCCACGUACAUCAAGGUUGGUGGGUUCACACCCAGCCUUGGCCAGUUAAACAAUGACAACUGCAACAAAAAAAAUAGCUGGGUGUUGUGGCAGGCGCCUGUAGUUCCAGAUACUUAGGAGGUUGAGGCAAGAGAAUUGCUUAAGCCCAAGAGUUUGAGGUUGCUGUGAGCUGUGAUGUCACAGCAUUCUACCCAGGGCGACAGCUUGGGACUUUGUCUCAAAAAAAAAAAAAAAAAGAAUGGUAAUGGAAAAAGCAGUAGGUUGUGAAAGUAUACAGAUGUUCCCGUAUUUUGAUGAGAAUGGUAUGUAAAGUGUUACAUAAUUAGCUCUUUAUUUUGAAUGUUAGUCUUUGGGAAAAAUUGAGUUAUGAAAAUAGUUCGUGCCAUAAGUACUAAGCCCUUCAUGAUGGCUCUUCUGCCCUAGUCCUUGGUUCGACUGUAUAUUAGGAAUAUAGCUGUAUGAGAAAUUUUGAUAUACCUUCAGUCAUUUAGGAUUUAGACAGUCCUUUCCAAAAUCAUUUAUCUUUCAGGGAUGACAUUAUGUAUGUAUAUGCAACCCAGGGUGACCAAAAUCAUAAACUGGUUUUUGUUGCUAUGGCUGCUCUUUUCUCACAGUCUUCAUUUCUCAGAACUAAGGGGCUGUGAACUUGACCAGUCCCUUGGUCUUUGGGCACUGUGGCAGAGGACACAUGGACAGUUAGCUUAGGAAACAAGCGCUUCUUCUGGGACCAUGCUUGGUAAAUCAGGUGGAUAAUCCAGCCAGGAGAUCCUUUUUCCUGGUCACAAAGGAACACAAAGUACCUCAUUUUAGCUGUAUGAUGAGGGACAUGUAACUUCCACAAGGUAGGUCCGGGGAGGUGUGUUGAGGAGCAGAGAUAUAUUUGGCCUGUAGAAACAGUAGCCUGUGAGAACCACACUCUCUACACCUCUAUGGCUUGGGUGAUUAAAUAACUUAUGGUCCAAACCUGAACACUUUGGAAAAAGGGAGAUUUAAUAAUGAUUAUGCUAAGAUAAUAGGCGUAAACAAAGACUGUCCUACACAUAUGGUUACCCUGUCUAUGGUCAUUUAAGAUUUUUCUUCAGGCUAAUGACUAAACAAACAAAACCCUCUUUCCUUUUUAGAAUAUCCUGCGUAUGUAUGCUAUUUCCUGCACAGGCCAUAAGAGAUAGGCCAUGGUUCAGGUAAGAAAUGCUCUGGGUCACAGAAUUCUAAAUCUGGAAGAAUAAAUGACAAAUCCUCCCAAUUACCAUAACCAUUAACGUUUCUACAAUAUACUUGUCCUCCAUUUUCUUUUCUUUCCCAUUUUUUAAUACAAAGAAAAAUAGGACUCCUCUUUCUUAGGUCAUUCCAUAUUUAAAAAGCAUGUAUCCCAGGGUGAAGCGUAGGACAUGUGCUUGAUGACAGCAUCAUCAGUAGCACUUUGUUGUCAACCCCUGUGCUAGUGACUAUCACACUGACUGCCAAGAAUGGCUCAAGAGCCAUUUUGCAGUCUCUAGGUGACUUCAUGAAAUUGUAACCUCUUCCCUCUGGAUAGGACCAUUAGCUUUCAUGUCUGCUUCCAGGUACCACUGUAUCCUUUCUUCCUCUUGGCUGUAAAUCUGCCACAAGCUGAAAAGAUUCUCAAGCAUGUUCAAGUCCUACUUAAAUUGAUUAGGCUCUAAGCAAGGCCAGAGGAACCAAGUGGCUGGGUCUUCGUGCUAUAAUCUGCCAAUUGAGUCUUUUCUACCUUUUUUUUUUUUUUUAUUUUUUUAGCUCUAUAGCCCCAUUGUGUUCCUAAAGACCAGGCCCAUAUGGGAUAACUCAGAACCACCAGCCCAUUCCUAUAAGCACAGCAGACCCUGUUAGCUACCUUUUAACCUCACCAUUUUCCCAGCCCUUCCUUGCCUCUCAGUGUGAUUCUGAUGAUCUUUAAACUUGAAUGGG